AUGCAUGACACAACAAAGGAAAGUCUAUGUGAACUUCAUAAUUUAAAUAUUGAAACAUCAACUUGGGAUCCAAUUUUAGUUCACAUACUACUAAAAAAGUUGGAUAAAAAUACACAUUGCAGUUUUGAACAAACUCUUACUAACCCAAGGGAGAUGCCCACAAUAAAACAAUUCUUAGAAUUUUUAGUAUUGAAAUUUCAGUCACUUGAGGCUAUAGGUCUACGAGACAAUGCAGUAUAUAAACCCAACAAAAGGAUAGCCGUAACUAUGGUUUGUUCAGAUCUAUGUAAAGUUUGUAACACAGAUAAACAUCCGAUCUACUAUUGCAAAAAAUUCAUUGAAAUGACUCCUCCUGAACGAUUAAAUUGGAUUCAACGACAAAAACUAUGUGUGAAUUGUUUCAAAUCCGAUCAUAAAGCAAAGGUUUGUGAAGCUGGAUCAUGUAAAAAAUGUGCCAAGAAGCAUAACACUUUGCUUCAUUUAGAGCAACAGUCACCUAAACCUUCAAGGGCACCAGCAACAAACACAAAGUCAACCACAACAUUGAUCAACGCUAAUGAAUCGCCAUCCAUAACAGCAACAACUAAUGCAAAGGGUACUCGUAAUUACGUUCUGCUAGCCACUGCAAAGGUGCGCAUUAUUGCAAACAAUGGACGAACGUGUGAUGUUCGUGCCAUACUCGACUCAGGUUCUCAAGUGAACCUAGUAAUCCAAAGAGUAAUCAACAAGUUAUCUUUAAUUACCACAAAUUCAAAUCUAUCGAUCGAAGGUAUUGGCCGUCAAUUCGGGAACUCAAAAUCUCGCGUAAAUGUUGAACUGCAGGCUACUAAUGGAAGCUUCAGGACGAGACUAGAGGCAUUUGUAUUGCCACAAAAAAUAUCAGCACAACCGUCACGAGACCUAGAUAUUUCGGAUUGGCAGAUCCCACAGAAUGUAGAAUUAGCAGACCCCAGCUUUAACAGAUCUGGAAGAAUUGACAUGCUGAUUGGUGCUGAAUUCUUUCAUACUCUACUUCAACCAGAACAAUUGAUAAUAGGAAAGAAUUCGCCACUGUUACAAAAUUCGGUUCUAGGUUGGUUGAUGGUUGGUAAGACUAAAACUACAACAGAUAUUAAACCAACAUGCGCUAUUACUACAGGAGAAGUUGGUGAAAUGUCAGAAAUGAUAGAACGAUUUUGGAAGUUAGAUAACAUUGAGACUGCAGAAAGGGUUUUGACUUUAUCUGAGAAAUGGUGUGAAAAUCACUUUACAAAUCAUGUAAAGACAAAUCACGAUGGUCGUUUCAUUGUACGCUUACCUUUCCGCGAUGAUCCCACAACACUUGGUAGAUCGCGUGAGAUAGCAUUCAAUCGAUUUUGUUCUCUGGAAAGGAAGUUACAAAGGGACCAAAAUUUAUACAAGGAGUACAUAAAGUUCAUGGCUGACUACGAGUCAUUAGGUCACAUGGAAAAAGUUUGCCCGAAAGAUGUCAAAGGAGCACAAUAUUUCAUUCCUCAUCAUUGUGUCUUGAAACCUGACAGCACUACAACCAAAUUGAGAGUUGUCUUUGAUGCAUCAGCAAAAACAUCAAGCGGUUUAGCACUAAACGAUAUUUUGCACAAAGGUCCAACAGUGCAAAGUGAUCUUUUUUCAAUACUGUUGCGUUUUAGAAUACACCGGUUUGUAUUUACGGCUGAUAUUGAGAAAAUGUACCGGCAAAUUCAAGUACAUGAUGAAGAUACAGCACAGCAGCUGACAAUCUGGAGAAAAAGUGCUGAUGAUAGUAUACAAUAUUACCGACUGAAAACGGUUACAUAUGGAACAAAGUCAGCCCCUUAUCUUGCAACAAAAUGUCUUCAACACCUUGCGAAACAUAAUAUGACCAACUAUCCGCUUGGAGCACCUGCAUUACUUAAUGAUUUUUAUGUAGAUGACUGUUUAAGCGGAACUAACAGCAUCAUUACCGCCUUACACACUCAACAACAACUUACGGAACUGCUCAGUAAAUCAGGAUUUAAGCUGAGAAAAUGGUGCUCAAAUAAUACACGACUCCUACAAAACAUUCCGAUAGAAGACCAAGAAAUCAACCUUGAUUUAGAUGACUCAGCCAUAAAGCCAACAAAAACAUUAGGCAUUAUUUGGCUCCCGAAAUCAGACGAAUUUUGCGGUAAGGCAGAGAUGUCAUCAGAGCAACCUAUCACGAAGCGGAUUGUGGCAUCGGACUUAUGUAGCUCGAAUUUUUGA
Molecule: messenger RNA, 2223 nt
Organism: Teleopsis dalmanni
Lineage: Eukaryota; Metazoa; Arthropoda; Insecta; Diptera; Diopsidae
Exons: 1
Coding region: 1-2223 (740 amino acids)
Source: RefSeq, a predicted model, not a curated record